Molecule: messenger RNA, 2732 nt
Organism: Lolium rigidum
Lineage: Eukaryota; Viridiplantae; Streptophyta; Magnoliopsida; Poales; Poaceae
Product: silicon efflux transporter LSI2-like
Exons: 4
Coding region: 609-2300 (563 amino acids)
Biological process (GO): transmembrane transport
Cellular component (GO): membrane
Source: RefSeq, a predicted model, not a curated record
CCUUCGCUUUAUUCUCAACUCCACUCCAUCAGACCACGGCUCUGCCUCCACCCUCCGCCUCUCCUCGCUCUCGCCCGCCGCAACAGUCAUCACUGUCGACUACCCAUCCAGGAUCCGCGCCCCUACUCCGAGGACACAACGUGAGUAGGCGCGGUGGUGCUCUGCUCUGCUUGCUUGAUUGAUUAUGCGCUCUGCUGUGUCCUUCCCUCCCCUUUCCGUGGCCGUUUCCUCUUGAUAAUCUCUUUUUCUGUCCUUCCCGGAUGGCCGGAUCAGAAUGAAGUUUAUCCAUAAGCGGAUAUUUUGCUUUCCUUUCUGUUGAAUCCAUACCUUAUUUAUCUUCGUUAUCCGCGAAGAAAAUCCUGCCAUUUUUAGAUUUCGAAUUAACCUCUCUUUCUAUUUUGCUCAACUUGUGCAGGGUCGAUCGGUGUUCGAGCUGGGCAUGGAGAGAUUGCCGUCGAUCGGUUCGUGCCCCUCUUGAUAUAAAGCUUUAGCCUGUCUGACCGAUCGAUCGAUCAAUCGGCCUUGGUUCUUGAUUCGGAGCGCGACAUUGGCACUAGCGUCUGAGCUCGGUAAGAGCAAGAGAUUCGGCUCUGUUAAGAGGAGAGAAGAUGGUGCUUGCAAGCACGUCCAAGGUGGUGCUGGGAUGCGUGGCGUUCGGCAUCUUCUGGGUGCUGGCCGUGUUCCCCAGCGUGCCGUUCAUGCCGGUGGGCCGGACCGCCGGCUCCCUGCUGGGCGCCAUGCUCAUGGUGCUCUUCCGCGUGAUCACGCCCGAGGACGCGUACGCGGCCAUCGACCUCCCCAUCAUCGGCCUCCUCUUCGGCACCAUGGUCGUCUCCAUCUUCCUGGAGCGCGCCGACAUGUUCAAGUACCUCGGCAACCUGCUCCAGUGGAAGAGCCGGGGCAGCAAGGACCUGCUCUUCCGUGUCUGCAUCGUCUCCGCCAUCGCCUCGGCGCUCUUCACCAACGACACCUGCUGCGUCGUCCUCACCGAGUUCAUCCUCAAGGUCGCGCGCCAGAACAACCUGCCGCCGCAGCCCUUCCUCCUGGCGCUCGCCACCAGCUCCAACAUCGGCUCCGCUGCCACGCCCAUCGGCAACCCGCAGAACCUCGUCAUCGCCGUCGAGAGCGGCAUCUCCUUCGGCCAGUUCCUGCUGGGGGUGUUCCCGGCCAUGAUCGUGGGGGUGCUCACCAACGCGGCCAUCCUCCUCUGCUACUUCUGGAGGUACCUGUCCGUGGAGCCGACGGACCAGCAGGAGCGCGGCGCGGCCAAUGGGCCCGAGGUUGUCGCUGACGACGAGGUCACCUCGCACCGGUUCACGCCCGCCAGGAUGUCCCACGUCUCCUCCCUCAACCCGGACGACUUCGACUGCGUCAGCGAGCCCAUCAUCCGGAGCGCCAGCGUCAACGCCAGCGUUAACGGCGACCUGAGGAGCCGGAGCAUCAACUCCGAGGCCGACAUGCAGUUCUCCAUCAAGUCCCUCCGCUCCUCCAGCAUGUCGCACGAGAUGGUCGAGGUCUCCACUGUCCCCGCCGCCACCCUCGACGGCGCGUCGUCCAGGAAGUUCACCAGGACAGCCAGCCAGCAGAGGAGCGUCAUCAUCGAGGACGCGCCGCCAUCGCCGCCAGACUCCGUUGCUGCCGACGGCGAGAAGGACAAGGAGCUGCCUGAAGUCGUGGAGAAGAGGUGGAGAGUUCUGGUGUGGAAGACGGCCGUGUACCUCAUCACGCUCGGCAUGCUCAUCGCCCUGCUCAUGGGGCUCAACAUGUCCUGGACCGCCAUCACCGCCGCUCUGGUUCUCCUCGCGCUCGACUUCACCGACGCCCAGGCCUGCCUCGAGAAGGUGUCCUACUCGUUGCUGAUAUUCUUCUGCGGGAUGUUCAUCACGGUCGACGGAUUCAACAAAACCGGCAUACCCAACACGAUGUGGGAGCUGGUAGAACCCUACUCACGGAUCGACAGCGCGAAAGGCGUCGCACUUCUCGGAGUUGUGAUCCUCAUCCUCUCGAACGUGGCAUCAAAUGUUCCGACAGUUCUGCUGCUGGGGACAAGGGUGGCUGCCUCGGCCGCGGCGAUCUCGCCAGCGUCAGAGAGGAAGGCGUGGCUGAUACUGGCGUAUGUGAGCACCGUGGCCGGGAACCUGACACUGCUGGGGUCAGCUGCGAACCUGAUCGUGUGCGAGCAGGCAAGGCGCGCACAGUUCUUCGGCUACAACCUCUCCUUCUGGAGCCACCUCAAGUUCGGGGUGCCCUCCACCAUCGUGGUCACCGCUAUCGGCCUGCUCAUUGUCAGCAGCUACUAAACCAAGAAAUCAGAGAUGGUACCGCCAACUGUGCAAGAAGCAGAACUAAAUCCAUCCAAUAAGGGAGUGCUACAUGUAAAAUCAGUAGGGUUCUCCGGGGUCUCGUGUUAACACUUGCGUGUAUCAGCCUGUGUGCUCUGCUCUUGCUCACCUGUUGUCGCUAAGCAGACGACAUGUGAUCAGGAUAUAGAUUGCAGCCUAAGUAACCUGCAUUUUCCAGAGAUAGGUUUUGUUGAAUUAAAAAUGCUAUUGUACCUUUGUUUCCUUUUUGGCGUUCCAGAAUCAACGUGGUCCUGCAUCGUUCAGUACUUGUAUAGCUUUUUCUAAAUAUUUUAGUGAAAAUACCAUGUAGAUAUCGUAUGAAGUACAUUUCAUGUUGUAUCUAAUGAUACUGAUUUGGAAGUGUGGAUGUUAUAAUCGUUUUUCUACAAA